AUGCAAUUCCCCUCGCCUCUAGCCGCCCGGAGCUCCCCGGCGGCGCAGGCAGCACCCUCCUCCGAAGCAGCUGCUCCUGCACCUGGACAGCCUGGACCCUCGUGCCCUGCUCACGGGGCCUCGCGCGGGGGGCGCCCCGGGACUUCCCCUGCGGGCCGGGUGGAGGAGGAAGAGGAGGAGGAAGAAGAAGAGAGCUCGGGCCAGGACCCCCACCCUAUCAGGAACACCUGGCUGCGUUACUGUCACUUCUUUUUAAAGGAGAGGCGAAGAGAGCCAGUGAGAGCCAUGGGGGGCUGCGAAGUCCGGGAAUUUCUUUUGCAAUUUGGUUUCUUCUUGCCCCUGCUGACCGCUUGGACCGGCGACUGCAGUCAUGUCUCCAACCAAGUUGUGUUGCUUGAUACAACUACCGUGAUGGGAGAGCUAGGAUGGAAAACAUAUCCAUUAAAUGGGUGGGAUGCCAUUACUGAAAUGGAUGAGCACAACAGGCCCAUACAUACAUACCAGGUAUGCAAUGUCAUGGAACCAAACCAAAACAACUGGCUUCGGACUAAUUGGAUCUCGCGUGAUGCUGCACAGAAAAUUUACGUGGAGAUGAAGUUCACACUGAGAGAUUGUAACAGCAUCCCAUGGGUCCUGGGAACUUGUAAAGAAACAUUCAAUCUGUAUUAUAUAGAAUCGGAUGAGUCCCAUGGGACUAAAUUCAAGCCAAGCCAAUAUGUAAAGAUCGACACAAUUGCUGCGGAUGAGAGCUUUACUCAGAUGGACUUGGGUGAUCGCAUCCUUAAGCUCAACACUGAAAUUCGUGAGGUGGGGCCCAUAGAAAGGAAAGGAUUUUAUUUGGCUUUUCAAGACAUUGGGGCAUGCAUUGCCCUGGUCUCGGUCCGUGUUUUCUACAAAAAAUGCCCCUUCACUGUGAGGAACUUGGCUAUGUUUCCUGAUACCAUCCCAAGGGUUGAUUCUUCGUCUUUGGUUGAAGUGCGGGGUUCAUGUGUGAAGAGUGCUGAAGAGCGGGAUACUCCUAAACUCUACUGUGGAGCUGAUGGAGAUUGGCUUGUUCCUCUCGGAAGGUGUAUCUGCAGUACAGGGUAUGAAGAAAUUGAGGGAUCCUGCCAUGCUUGCAGACCAGGGUUCUAUAAAGCCUUUGCUGGGAACACAAAAUGUUCCAAAUGCCCUCCACACAGCUCAACCUACGUGGAAGCAACUUCCGUCUGUCAGUGUGAAAAGGGUUACUUCAGGGCAGAAAAAGACCCACCUUCUAUGGCAUGUACUAGGCCACCCUCAGCUCCUAGAAAUGUGGCUUUUAACAUCAAUGAAACAGCCCUGAUUUUGGAAUGGAGUCCACCUAGUGACACGGGAGGGAGGAAGGAUCUCACAUACAGUGUAAUCUGUAAGAAGUGUGGCUUAGACAACAGCCAGUGUGAGGACUGUGGCGGAGGACUCCGCUUCAUCCCACGACACACGGGACUGAUCAACAAUUCCGUGAUAGUACUUGACUUUGUGUCUCAUGUCAACUACACCUUUGAAAUAGAAGCCAUGAAUGGAGUUUCUGAGCUGAGCAUUUCUCCCAAGCCGUUCACCGCUAUUACUGUGACCACAGAUCAAGAUGCACCUUCUUUAAUAGGUAUGAUGAGGAAGGACUGGGCAUCCCAAAACAGCCUUGCUCUAUCGUGGCAAGCACCUGCUUUUACCAAUGGAGCUAUUCUGGACUACGAGAUCAAGUACUAUGAGAAAGAGCAUGAGCAGCUCACCUAUUCCUCCACGAGGUCCAAGGCCCCCAGUGUCAUCAUCACAGGUCUCAAGCCAUCCACCAAGUACAUAUUUCAUAUCCGAGUGAGGACUGCGGCAGGAUACAGUGGCUACAGUCAGAAGUUUGAAUUUGAAACAGGAGAUGAAACUUCUGACAUGGCAGCAGAACAAGGGCAGAUCCUGGUAAUAGCCACGGCGGCCGUUGGAGGAUUCACGCUCCUAGUCAUCCUCACUCUCUUCUUCCUCAUCACUGGGAGGUGUCAAUGGUACAUAAAGGCUAAAAUGAAAUCAGAAGAGAAGAGAAGAACACACUUACAGAAUGGCCACCUGCGAUUCCCAGGAAUUAAAACAUACAUUGAUCCAGACACCUAUGAAGACCCAUCCCUAGCAGUCCAUGAAUUUGCAAAAGAGAUUGAUCCUUCAAGAAUUCGCAUUGAGAGAGUUAUUGGAGCAGGUGAAUUUGGGGAAGUCUGCAGUGGGCGUUUGAAGACACCAGGGAAAAGGGAGAUCCCAGUUGCUAUUAAAACACUGAAGGGUGGUCACGUGGAUCGACAAAGAAGAGAUUUUCUGAGAGAAGCGAGCAUCAUGGGUCAGUUUGACCACCCCAACAUCAUUCGCCUAGAAGGUGUUGUCACCAAAAGAUCCUUCCCAGCAAUUGGCAUGGAAGCCUUCUGCCCCAGCUUCCUGAGGGCUGGGUUUCUAAACAGCAUCCAGGCCCCACAUCCAGUGCCAGCAGGAGGAUCUCUGCCCCCCAGGAUUCCUGCUGGCCGACCAGUAAUGAUCGUGGUAGAGUAUAUGGAGAAUGGAUCCCUCGACUCCUUUUUGCGGAAACAUGAUGGUCACUUCACUGUCAUCCAGUUGGUCGGCAUGCUGCGGGGCAUCGCAUCAGGCAUGAAGUAUCUUUCUGAUAUGGGAUAUGUUCAUCGAGACCUAGCAGCCAGGAAUAUACUGGUGAACAGCAACUUAGUGUGCAAAGUCUCUGAUUUCGGUCUCUCCCGAGUAUUGGAGGAUGAUCCAGAAGCAGCUUAUACAACAACUGGUGGGAAAAUCCCUAUACGGUGGACGGCCCCAGAAGCUAUUGCCUACAGAAAAUUCUCUUCAGCAAGUGAUGCCUGGAGCUAUGGCAUCGUCAUGUGGGAGGUGAUGUCCUAUGGAGAGAGACCAUAUUGGGAAAUGUCCAACCAGGAUGUUAUUUUGUCCAUUGAAGAAGGUUACAGGCUUCCAGCUCCGAUGGGCUGCCCACCGUCUCUACAUCAGCUCAUGCUCCAUUGCUGGCAGAAAGAAAGAAACCACAGGCCAAAAUUUACUGACAUCGUCGGCUUCCUUGACAAACUGAUCCGCAAUCCCAGUGCCCUUCACACGCUGGUGGAGGACAUUCUUGUAAUGCCAGAAUCCCCUGGCGACGGUCCUGAAUAUCCAUUGUUCGUCACAGUUGGUGACUGGUUGGAUUCUAUAAAGAUGGGGCAAUACAAGAGUAACUUCAUGGCAGCAGGUUUUACAACGUUUGAUCUGAUCUCAAGAAUGAGCAUCGAUGAUAUUAGACGAAUUGGAGUCAUACUCAUUGGACAUCAGAGACGAAUAGUCAGCAGCAUACAGACUUUACGUUUACAUAUGAUGCACAUACAGGAGAAGGGGUUUCAUGUAUGAAAGUACUAUAAACACCUGUAUUUUGUGCCUCAGCAUUUCUACAAAGAAAGAUAUACCCUCUACAACUCAUUCUUCUGAUUCUCCAGACAUCCCUUCACAACCCACAGUCUCCUGUUCAGACUCUGGCUGCACACCUUACGUUUAUGCUUCCACCCUGGAUUCCAAUAUCCUGCUACACAGGUCCUCUCUGAAUAGCCUGCAAAUGAAACCCUGGCCCACUGCAGAUUAUCACUACAUAAUGAUAAAUAACUCAGCAUGAAUGUGUAACUUUGUAUAGAAAUGUUUGGGAAGUGUUCAUGGACUUAACCUAAAGGAAUGUGUUCAGGUGUGGCAUCUUCAAAGAUGUACGUAGCGUUUGAUGAUAG
Messenger RNA from Alexandromys fortis (reed vole), 3758 nucleotides. RefSeq names its product EPH receptor A6 (gene Epha6). The transcript is spliced from 18 exons. The record is from RefSeq and is a predicted model, not a curated record. Gene Ontology annotation, molecular function: ATP binding; transmembrane-ephrin receptor activity; protein binding. Lineage: Eukaryota; Metazoa; Chordata; Mammalia; Rodentia; Cricetidae. Bases 1 to 3393 code for a protein of 1130 amino acids. Gene Ontology annotation, biological process: ephrin receptor signaling pathway; protein phosphorylation; axon guidance. Gene Ontology annotation, cellular component: plasma membrane; dendrite.